Caenorhabditis angaria is the source of this 2553-nucleotide messenger RNA. NCBI's taxonomy places the organism in Eukaryota, Metazoa, Nematoda, Chromadorea, Rhabditida, Rhabditidae. The record is from the annotation of a GenBank genome assembly.
AUGUCUACGGAAGAGUCUUCAGCUCCAACGUAUUUGAUCAGUGAUUAUAUUGAAAUUGUUUAUUUAUGUGUUGUUAUAUGUUUGGGAGUUCCAGCAAAUCUUGUGAGUAUUUGGAGAUUGAUCAGAGAAAGAAAAAUUGUCAGUAAUCGAGAUCCCGUAAAGGUAAGAUAUUGAUGAAUUUGAGAAGUUCGCAAGAUAAAAUCCUGUUCAUUUUCAGAGUGGAUUUGUUAUGCUCAAAAUUCAUCUAAACAUCACAGACUUCCUAAUCCUUAUUCAUGCCAUUUUCAAAACAAUCUGGCUUAUCUCAUAUGGCUGGUAUGCUAAUAGUUUUUUCUGCAAAAUAUUCCAGGUUCGUUUUUUUAAAUACCCCUUCUCACUUCACUUCCUUAGUUUUUCUUCAUUAUCUUUGCAAAAAAAUCGAGUAAGAAAAAAUUGUUGUUCAAAAAUCAGAAAGAGAUUGCAAAAUAACACAAAAACAAUUCAAUUUCACAACAAAAAUUGAAAUGUUUUCUCGAGAAAUUGAUGACCAAAGUUUUCAUUAUUCAUAGUUUGCGGAAAUUAUACAAUGAAAGAAAAUAUGUUUUGCUCAAAAGCUAGACAUUUCUGAGAAGAAAAUAAGACGGACGAAUAAAAUUGGAGGGCGAGGUACUGUAGAUAUUUUGGCUUUUCGGAAAAAAAACAUUUCAAAAAGAAAUGAACUGGGAAAAACUGUCUGAAACAUCAUCAAGCUUAUUAUUAUUCAUUCUAAAAACGUUCAGUUUUUGAAUUUAUACUAAAAAUGUGACAUGAUAUAAACAUCUGGGGUGAUAUCAAUUUUUCAGAUGUUCUCAAUUUUCUCACUCUACAGUUCUGCAAAUAUAGUUGUCUGCAUUGCUUUGGAUCGCCUUCGAAAUGUUGUAAAUGCUAAUAAACUACACACAAAAUCACGAAAAAUCAACGCUGUCACAAUUCUCGUGACUUGUUCUUGGGUCUUUGCCUUCAUUUGCAGUAUCCCUCAAUAUUUCUUUUUCGAAACUAUUGAAGUUACCGAAAGUUUCACGCAAUGUAGUGACAUUUGGCAAAUCAGUAAAUUCAAGUGGGAACUUGUUCACUUUUCUAAAAACCAAAUUCAUAAAAAUGUUUUUUUUUCCAGUUCAACUCAAAUAUCUCAAGAUUCUCUAAUUCUUUCGGAUGUAUUUGCAAAUGGUUACAAUAUUGCCCAUCUUGUAAGACAUAUUUACCUUUUCAAAUAUUUCAAACAAUAUUUUCAAAAAAUCUUCAGGUUCUUGUCUUCUGGGGACCAUUGAUCAUUCUCAUCAUAACCUAUGCUUUCAUUGCCACUCGGGUAAUGAAAUAUUCUUUACGCCGACCUGGAGCAAAACAACAAUACAAACAACCAAACACAACAAUUUCUAAUGAAUGUCAAAAAGAUUUGAUAAUUCAUAUUGAUGCAGAAGAUGGUAAUUUUGAAAGACGAAGCAGUUUGAAACAGGUAAAUUCGUUUUUUUUUGAGAGACACUUAACGUAAAUUAAUUUUUCAGUUUGUUCGAUGUAGUGCAGAAGAAAUUGUAACAUCAGAUCGGAAACAUAGAAGUAAGUUAGAAGAAAAAAAAUAUAUACACCUGGCAUUUAUUCAAAAACAUAGAAAAUCUAAUUUCCGGAUUAAUUAUAUUGCUCUUUCAGUGUUCAAACUAUAUUCUGACAGAAAGUGCAAAGUACUCUUAUUUAUCUUCAUAAAAAAUUGAUAAUUUCAAAUUGAAUUCAAGAUUUAUGCAUAAAAGUUAGCCAGAAAAACAUUUUCGUUCCCCGAUGUGGCAAAUUUCAGUACUUGAAAACUUCACAAAAUCAUUUCGAAAAGUUAAUGAUUCUCAUCCAAUUUUUUUUCAAAAAACUAAAUGUCAGAAACAACCAUCGGAUUUAUUAAUUGAAAAUAAUCUAACGUUUUCAAGAAAUCGAAGUGGUUAUUUCUAAUGAACAAUUCAAAAUCUGUAUAAAACAGUUUUUUUCGAACUGUAAAACAUUUUGUGAGCGACGUUUUUCUGCAGGAAAAUUCACAUCAAAUUUCAGCCAAUUAUCAAAAUGUCUCCUCUCGAGAAAUUAGAUAUCAUGAAAAACUAAUCUUCCAAAUGGGCGAUGAUGUAAAACAAAAGUUGAUCGCUAAUUACUAUGACAAAUUAACACGUCAGAAUUAUUCUCUCGAGUUUUUCAAUUAAAAAAGCCUGGAUUUUCAGGAGAUGCAAAAAUCCACGCAAAUUCCUCUCCACGGGUUCCAACAUGGAGAAAACAAAUAAGAGGGCGAGUAUUCCGAACAACAAUUCUUGUAAUCCUAACACAUUUCUUAUUCUGGUUCCCAUAUAAUGCAUAUGGUUUGAUGAGACAUGUGAAUGUCUCUAUUUUUGAGUAAGUUCAAAAAUAAAUCAUCAAAAAUUCAUAUAUCAUGAUUUUUGGUGUCUCAAAAGUUAUAUCAACAAUUUCAUAUCUUACAGAACUCUCAGCGCCCAUGUUCACAUUUUCAAAGAUUUGCAAAUUCUAAUCACUUUAAUUAACCCCUUUUUAUAUGGUUUUUCAUCAUGA